AUGAUGGGCAAGUUCGGGUUUUCCGGCCGCAAAAAGCAGGCUCCCACCGUGACGGUCACCGCCCCGCCUAUGAACAAGGCCCAGAAGAUCCUGGGUGCUUCAGCUAUCAAUAUCGAUAACAAUUUCUCCAGUUCAAGCCUCAAUCUUGCUGCGCCCGCUCCUGGGAUACCGCAGGCUUCAAGCUAUGGCCGCGGGUCUCCAGCAAACCAGGAGCGUGGAAUGCGGGAGUGGGGGGAUGAGUCUGAGAUCGUCCCGCGGCAGUUCAGAGUCAACGGCGCGCCCACCGAUGAGUACGACGAGGACGCUUCCGAUAUGACGAGCAUCGUGCGAAAGCGACAGUCAUCGUCAACGCUCCACUCGUGGUACGACAAGACUAAGCAGCCUCUCUCCGUAACUCAACAAACCUCAGCCUCAGCCAUGGCCAAGGGCAUGCCGUCAAAAGCGGAGAGGAUGUUGGAUAUGGAGAACUCAAUUGCCGAGGCUAAACUCAAGAAAAAGAAGCCUACAAAACUUGACUUGUCUCACCUAAUGGGAAGACGGUCUAAAAAGAACGAGGCACAGUGGGAGGGUCCAAUGCUGGAUCAAAUUACCCGAUCUCCAUCUAUCCUAUCUCCAACAAGCACUCCAUCUUUAAGGGGCAAGUUGUCAAGACGACCUACAAAGGAAAGUCUAAGAUCAGCAACCUCGGAAACAAAUCGACCCAAAACAGAUGAGAGCAACAGUAACCGCCGACAACAAAAUCACCUGAACGGUCUGCCUAAUCUCUACGAACACUACGAGCAAAUGUCAUUCCGCUCAAUCAUUGAUGACGAGUUGGACGAGCCUGAUGAGGAUGAGAAGGUUUUGGAGAAGUCCAAGUCCAAGGAUUCACACCAGCCCAAGCCAAUUUCUCGACAAAGCAAACUUGAACAACACAUACCGCCAGGUCACCACGCCGAGCACAUUGUCUCACAAUACGCAAAACGCAACCUCCCUCAACCACCCCAACCUAUCAUGGCCAACAAGCCCCGUUCAUCCUCAGUUACAGACUGCGCUGCUAGUGUUUCUAGCAGACACACCCGCACGUCCAAGGCUUCAAAGCGCACGAGCAGGAGUUUCCAAGAGUCGGACCUUCAGGAGAAGAGCGUUCUUUCGCUCUCUUCGGAUUCUGAAGAUGACGAUGCAUACACCCAGUCCUCUACCAAGAGCUAUCCCUCGAUACCCGAGUACGCAACUUCGGAUGCUGGGUCUUCUAUUGACUUCCGUCCAGGCACCUCUCGAACUUCCGAGAGCGCUGAUAACAGCUCCAAACGAUUGAGCAGGUCGAGCAAGCAGACAACAGGUUCAGGCUCUGGUAACUACCUGACCAUUCCCAACGGACACCAACGAAACCCUGUUAUCGCCCCCAGAUCCAGCUCUCUCUCUGGAAGCUCCACCAACACUAUCCAGGAGGGAACUGCUCCCUCGCGCACGUCGAGCCUUUCCAACUCAUCAGUAAACACUUCAAACACAGGACACAGCAAGGCCAUCCCCAACAACUCGCAAUCAAAGAUUGUCGCUCUUUACCCCGAACCUGCACCUGAAGAUUAUUCUGAUUACGAGGAAGAGAAGGAGACUGAGGACUCUGAAAAUGAGCCCGAGCCCGAGCUUGACUUCCUCCCUGCCAUGACCUACAUCCCUCAUGGAUCCAUCUCUACUACCACUACCGACGCGCCUACGCCUCCUUUGAGCCCAAGCUCUGUCGACUUUUACAUCCGCUCCGCACACUCCUCUAUUGAUGGAAAGGAUGGUCACAACCGAUUCAUGGCGGUUACUCGACAGGAAGAGAUGCUCUUGUCUGCUCUUCGCCACAAGCGACAGACAAUGCGCGGCUCUGUUAUGUCUGAGAUGGAUGAGAAGGUCACUUCAAAGGGCCACAAAUCCAAGCCCUCUGAAGCCACCAUUACCGAGGAGACAAUGGACUUUGACUUCCCAGCCCCUCCUACCUUUAAGAACAAGACAACAGUCAACGCUGACGGCAACACCGUUAUUGAUCUCAGCCAUGAAACCUUCAACGACACCUCGGACGAGCUCAGCCCCACCCAACUUCCUGGCAAGAAGUCCCACCACGGACAGCGAUCCCACAGCAACAAUUCGGAACGCAUUCUUCUUUACAUCGACAAGGGUCUUGCUGCUGAACACUCCAUCGACGAUUCCGAGCCCAGCCCUGAUCUGGACGACUUCUACGACUACGCUUUCGACGACGAGGAGUCUGAAGAGGAGACCGUCCCUGAGGUCGUCAUGUAUACUCAGCAGCGCCGCUACAGCGGACGAAAGGACCGUCACUCAGCUCUCAAGAGCCGAUCAACGAGCCGAAGCCAACACCGCAGCCCUAGCGCUCAGCGUGAUACCCUUGAGGUUGGCGUGCCUCGACCCGACAGCCCCAUCUCUCCCGAUGCCAUGUCGACAUCUGCUCCUCGAGUCAACAAGACCAUGGCUCGCUUGAGUGCCGUUGGUCCUCCCGCCAAAUGGGGCUUUGAGGACUAA
Fusarium coffeatum is the source of this 2505-nucleotide messenger RNA. RefSeq lists its product as uncharacterized. The record is from RefSeq and is a predicted model, not a curated record. Lineage: Eukaryota; Fungi; Ascomycota; Sordariomycetes; Hypocreales; Nectriaceae. The coding region runs from base 1 to 2505 and encodes 834 amino acids. The transcript has a single exon.